UGAUGACAGGAGCCUGACAGUUUGUCUCUCGGCGGCGGCGGCGGCGGCCACGCGGAGGAUUCAUAAACAUUCACCGUACACCACAAACAGCGAAGAAAAACCAGCAGAGUGGUGGAACAGGAGGAUUUAUGGACAGAAAUUUCAAACCAAACACUACAGCAAGAACUGAAGGAGGUACUUGACUCAUCAGGACCUGAAUAUCACCAGCCUUUGAUUGUGAAAGAAGAAAUAUUUGUCUGUUCUGCCUUUUAGAAAAAGUUCCAAGGACUGUUGUGACUUUAAAAACACUGAGACACAGAAUUACCUGAGUGGGAGUGUUCCAGUGUACUGUCUUUGUGGUAAAAGCUGUACCCAGUUACACAACUUAAAACAAACUUCACGACUUUAUUCUGAGGAGAAAGCACACAUGUUCUGAGAUUGUCCAACCUGGAGUGACACAAGGACACCACCGCAAUGGAAAAACAAUGGAAAUGUGAUGAUUGUGGAAUGGGCUUCAGUUACCCAUCCCGGCUGGAAUACCAUCGUCGGAGACACACUGGAGAAAAACCAUGGAAAUGUGAGGAAUGUGGCAAGAGAUUUGAAUCUCAUUACUUGCUAGAAAUCCAUCAACGCAGUCACACUGGGGAGAAGCCAUUCAUCUGUUCCUUGUGUGGGAAAGGAUUUGCACAGUCAGCCAUCCUGACAUUGCAUCAGCGAAUUCACACUGACCACCGGCCCUUCUGCUGCAUUGACUGUGGAAAGAAGUUCAGGCAGUCAUACCACCUCACCGUACACCGGCGGGUUCACACAGGGGAGAGACCUUUCACUUGCUGUGUAUGUGGAAAGGGAUUUAAUGUUUCUUCCCACUUGCUGAAUCACCAGCGAAUUCACACUGGGGACAGGCCAUUCAUCUGCUCCGAGUGUGGGAAGGGAUUCACCGCAUCCUCCCACCUGCUAAAGCACCAACAGGUUCACAGUGAGGAGAGGCCAUUCACCUGCUUGGAGUGUGGGAAGGGAUUUACUCAGUCAGCCAAACUGACAGUACAUCAGCGAAUUCACACAAAAGAGAAGCCAUUCAGCUGCAUCCACUGUGGGAAAAGCUUCAGCUUUUCAUCUGAACUGACUGCACACCAGCGAGUUCACACUGGGGAGAGACCGUUCAAGUGUUCUAUCUGUGGGAAAGCAUUCACUCAGUCAUCCCACUGUCUGAUACACCAGCGAAUUCACAGUCAUGAGAAGCCAUUCAGCUGCUCAUCCUGUGGAAAGAAAUUCAAACUUUCAUGCAACCUCAAAGCACACCAGCGGAUUCACACUGGGGAGAGGCCGUUCACUUGCACUGUGUGUGGAAAGGGAUUCCCUUGGUUACCCAGCCUGUUGAGACACCAGCAAGUUCACAAAUGACUGCAGAGUUUGGAUUGUGCUGUUCACCAAAUCCACACUUGAUAGUCUGACAAUAUUGGGUUUGUCUCUGAUGAUAUUAACAAUCCUCUCUCAGUUCCUAGACAUUAAUAUUUUGGAUAUAACACUGAUUUUCACUCCUUUAAUGUUAAUUUUCAAAUGAGCAAUCUGGCUUCCAUUCAAGAACUUUCAACAGAACCCUGAUUACAGUCAAAUUGUGAAAUUUAAUCAUCAUUGCUGAUUAAUCCUUGCUGACAAUUCUCAUUGUCGUGCAUGUUCUUCAUAGU
Hemiscyllium ocellatum (epaulette shark) is the source of this 1664-nucleotide messenger RNA. RefSeq names its product zinc finger protein 239-like. The transcript has 2 exons. Lineage: Eukaryota; Metazoa; Chordata; Chondrichthyes; Orectolobiformes; Hemiscylliidae. The record is from RefSeq and is a predicted model, not a curated record. Bases 454 to 1380 code for a protein of 308 amino acids.